AAUUCAGGUCCAACUCAUAAGGGAAAUGCUUUCUGAGAGUCAUGGACCUCCUGUGCAAGAACAUGAAGCACCUGUGGUUUUUCCUCCUGCUGGUGGCAGCUCCCAGAUGGGUCCUGUCCCAGGUGCAGCUGCAGGAGUCGGGCCCAGGACUGGUGAAGCCUUCGGAGACCCUGUCCCUCACCUGCACUGUCUCUGGUUACUCCAUCAGCAGUGGUUACUACUGGGGCUGGAUCCGGCAGCCCCCAGGGAAGGGGCUGGAGUGGAUUGGGAGUAUCUAUCAUAGUGGGAGCACCUACUACAACCCGUCCCUCAAGAGUCGAGUCACCAUAUCAGUAGACACGUCCAAGAACCAGUUCUCCCUGAAGCUGAGCUCUGUGACCGCCGCAGACACGGCCGUGUAUUACUGUGCGAGAGACACAGUGAGGGGAGGUGAGUGUGAGCCCAGACACAAACCUCCCUGCAGGGAGGCUGAGGGGACCGGCGCAGGUGCAGCUCACGGCCAGCAGGGGGCGCGCGGAGCUCACGGAAUACAAGGCCGGGUCAGGAGCAGGUGCAGGGUGAGCGGGGCUUGCUCAUCUUCUCAGAGAUCAUCAUCUCCCUCCUCGCCAGCACCUCAGCUUUCCGUAGAGGUCCUCUUUCUUUAUUGUCUGUGGUUCUACUUCCUCACAUCCUUGUGCCAGGAAAGAAAGGAGUAAGGCAAAUUUUCCUGUUACAAUUGAAGUUUCACCAAUUACUAAAAACUUUCCUGCAAGUACCUGCACAGCCCAUUAUACCUUAUUUAUAUAUAUAUAUUCUAAUGCUUCUCACCAUCUCUUGAUUUGUGUCAUCAAUUUAAUUGUGCCCUUUUUGAAAUUCAUAUGCUGAAACUUUAAAUCCAAUGGAUCUAUAUCGGAAUUUUAAUGGUAUAAUUAACGUUAAAUGUGGUCAUAAGUGAGACCCUAAUGCAAUAGACCUGUUGUCUUUAUAAGAAGAGGAAGAGACACCAGAGACCUCUCACUUCUCACAUGCACACAGAGAAGAGGCCACGUGGAGACAUAGUGCACUAGAAGGUGGGCCUCUGCAAGCCAGGAAGAAGCCGCACCAAGAACCAACCCUGCCAGCACCUUGAUCUUCUACAUUCAGACUGCAGAAUUGUAAGAAAAUCAAUAUUUGUUGUUUAAGCCACCCACUCCUUUUGUCUUCUUACGAAGACCCAGACAGGCUAAUACCACACAACUCUGUUAGCUCCAUCUCCUGGAGGGAGAAGCAGCCCCCUGAGGCUGGGCACAUCGCUCAGAUUUUCACAUGAAUUAGGCAAAAACAGUAGCUCUCAUAUAAAAACUGUCACGUCCCUGUUGGGACAAGGUCUUUUAAACAAACCCUGGGGCUUUGUCACAAAUGUUGCAUUUUAUCCUUUAUUAGGACUUAACUAAUUGACAAUGAGUACCAGCUGGAUGGAAACUGACCACUGACCAUCUUCUGCUGUCUCCUUAUUAUAUCACAGAAAACCACAGCAACAUUACUCUAUGUCUUCAACUUUCUAAAUUUGUACUGAAUCUAUUGCUAAAUGAGGAGCUACAUGGGGUCUGAGUUUUGUUAUCUUCUUCCCAGUCUUCCCCAAUUACCAAGCACAGAAGAUACUUUCAGUGAAAUUUAGCUGUCAAUGCCCCCAACACCACAUCAUGUUUUAAGGUCCAAGGACUUUCUUUGGGGGGCUAUUGAAAACACUUUUGAAUGGAAAAUCCUAAAGCAUACAACAGCUGAAAGAAUGGCCCCUGUGCACGUGAAGGCUGAAGGGAUGGAUGAUAGGGUACGUUCCUCCAAGGUGUUCCUGGGCAUGUGAUGGUUGGAUACCUCAUGCAUACGAAAACAAGGACUGAACUGAGAUAGAAACAAGGGCCAUAUCCUAUAGGAAAACAAGAAAAAAACGGGCAUCCCUGAAGAGAGUUAAUUAGACUUGGUGGGUUUAAGAUGAAUUUUUUUCCAAAGUUUUUUAAUGUUCUAAGCUAAAUAUGAAUAUUUUCAAUAAACUGCAAAUUAAAAGGA
This is a messenger RNA of Homo sapiens (human), 2025 nucleotides long. Its product is annotated as immunoglobulin heavy variable 4-38-2-like. Lineage: Eukaryota; Metazoa; Chordata; Mammalia; Primates; Hominidae. The coding region runs from base 42 to 695 and encodes 217 amino acids. The record is from RefSeq and is a predicted model, not a curated record. The transcript has 2 exons.